AUGUCGUCGACACCGACUACCCCAAUAAGAUCUCUCUUCAGUACACCCGAAUCGGGAACUGCAGAACGAAAGAUCAUGAGCAUGUUGGAGCCGCACCAUAAUUAUGUAGAUGACGUCACUGCUUGGAAGUGCCAGGUCAAGCAGUUACUCCUCGAAGCUGGUGAUCUUACCCCCAGCAAGCUUGCCAGAUUAGGGGAGGAAAGACUUGCAGCCUCUAGCCUUACCGACUUGGACUUCAUUGUCUCUCUCUUGGACAUUGAUUAUUUUGCAAUCGAAGACCGUCGUUGGAAGCUACCAAUUGGACGGGGGGUCCGUCUCUCUGAAGCCACUGAAUCCUUGCUGAGAAGAAUGCUCAAUGCCAUCUUCUGGAAACGAGAGUCCUGUGAAGCUCUGUCGAGAACAUUUUUUGACCUUGUGAUUUUCGACCUAUUGGAGGCCAACAAUGCUAGCUCUGCGAGGCCCAUCCAUGUCUUUGCGGGGAUGUGGAUGGUAUUAUUAAGGCAUCGAUUUCACUCUCCUCAACACAACCCCUAA
Penicilliopsis zonata CBS 506.65 is the source of this 534-nucleotide messenger RNA. RefSeq lists its product as hypothetical. The transcript is spliced from 2 exons. The coding region runs from base 1 to 534 and encodes 177 amino acids. NCBI's taxonomy places the organism in Eukaryota, Fungi, Ascomycota, Eurotiomycetes, Eurotiales, Aspergillaceae. The record is from RefSeq and is a predicted model, not a curated record.